This is a messenger RNA of Onychostoma macrolepis, 2243 nucleotides long. RefSeq names its product transcription factor B2, mitochondrial (gene tfb2m). Gene Ontology annotation, molecular function: rRNA (adenine-N6,N6-)-dimethyltransferase activity; mitochondrial transcription factor activity. The coding region runs from base 159 to 1490 and encodes 443 amino acids. Gene Ontology annotation, biological process: transcription initiation at mitochondrial promoter; rRNA methylation. The record is from RefSeq and is a predicted model, not a curated record. Gene Ontology annotation, cellular component: mitochondrial matrix. The transcript is spliced from 9 exons. Lineage: Eukaryota; Metazoa; Chordata; Actinopteri; Cypriniformes; Cyprinidae.
UGACGUACGUUGUGCGCCUCACCAAUAGGAUUGCGAAACAAUCGGGUCAACAACAUGCGGGGUUCAAUGUCACAGACGCGCGUGCUGCGCAGCUUUCAUUAAUGUAGAUCCCGUGGACAAGAACCGUAUUAUUUGAGGCUUCAAGCUUGUUGGUCAUCAUGGCAGCGUGUGGAGGAUGUAGGUUCUUUGUCCUGACUUUAAGAACUCUGUGUGGAACAUCAAGAUCUGCAUCACCCUGCUCUCUGCCUUUAACUAAACACAGGACUUUGUCCACCUCUGCGAGAACUUACACUCUAGACCCAUUCCCCUCCGGGUCAAGGAAGACCCCGGCUCAGGUGGGCAAACCAGAGCGAAUAUCUCCUUCCACAGGAGGCAUUCAGAGGAACCUCUCUGCUGUUGCCGUGCCCCUGCAGGGUCAGUUUCGCCCCCUCUGCCGGUACGAUCCUUUAGAUUUGGGAGAUGUGGAUGAGAACACACAGAAAGCGCUGGCCUGUAAACACCUGAGACGGUUCAUCGUAGACCCUUCCCUCGCACGAAUCGUGACCAACCACCUUGCUGGAGACAUUGAUGAUGGGAAAGCUGUUAUAUUUGAGUGUAACCCAGGUCCUGGGGUGUUGACACGCGCUCUGCUGAACUGUGGGGCUCAAAGAGUAGUUGCCCUGGAAAGUGAUACAAACUUCCUUCCUGAGCUGAAGGACCUGGAGAGCAAACUGGAAGGACAGCUGGAUGUGGUUCAUUGUGACUUCUUCAAACUGGAUCCCAUCGGCCACGGCAGCAUGAAACCUCCCGUCAUGUACUCAGAGAAGCUCUUCUCUGACCUUGCCAUCUCCGAGGUUCCUUGGUCAGCAGAUGUCCCAGUCAAAAUUGUGGGGAUCUUCUCACAAAGAAAUGAGAAGAACAUACUGUGGAAGCUGAUUUACAACCUGUUUGAGCGCCGCUCCAUUUUCCGCUACGGACGUGUGGAGUUGAUCAUGUUCAUCAGCCAGAAAGAAUAUACGAAACUAGUGACCCGUCCUAGAGAUUAUAAGAACUACCAAGCUUUCAGUGUUCUCUGGCAGAUGGCCUGUGAUAUUGAGUUACUGCAUGAGGAGCCUUUGUCAUCCUUUUUAACUGUAAGCAAGAAGACUGGAAGGCCUUCCUCAAAGAACACUCAAUCCCAGAGUGAUAACCUUUGCUUGGUGCGGAUAACUCCACGUGAGGACUUGUUUAACUCUCACCUGACUCCCUUGAACGGCAGCACUCUGGUUUUGAUGCUGAAACAAUGCCUUGCCAAAAGGAAAAGCAGAUUGAUAGAACAAAUUAACUCAUGGAGUCCCGGCAGUGGAUCAGAGCUCAUUUCAAAGCUCGGCUUCCUUGACGACACAAUGACAGGCGACGUUUACCCUGAUGAGUUCAAGCAUUUGUUUGAGCUAAUGGAGCAGUCCGGAAACUUCACUGAGAGCUGGCUUUAUGAGGAGACGCUGGAAACCACAAACACCGGUCACGCAUAACACUGCCAUAUACAGACAUGCAGAGCUAAUCAUGGAGGAAAAACAAAAGACGUUGUUUUAUAUUGAAAAGACAGCUAAAGAAGAAAAACACUGUAUUGCUUAAAGAAACCAGAAUCCUUAAUGAUGGCUAAUAGCCUAUUUAGACAGACUUGUCUAUGAAGGACUUUACAUUUCGAUAAAGUUGUAUUUAGUCAUAAAAUGUGGACUGGAGCUGGUUUCAUCAGUCAGUUUGGUUGUCGGUGACUGCUGGUUGGAUGUCAUUUUUUGGUAUCAAAAAAAAAAAGAUAGUCACAUUUUCAGAGAGGUAUUGUUGCCAUCCUGAAGCCAUGAAGCCAAUAACCAUUAAGUGUGUACUACAAGUACACCAAAUACCUGCUUGAUAUCUAAUAGUAAGUAGGAAAUAUCACAUUUGAACGUUACAGGACUAAAAAACUGUUUGUAAUUCUAAUGAUAACAUUACCAAACUGAUUAAUGAUGUACAUGUUCAAAAUGACUUUUUGCUUGUUUCUUUGUUUGUGUCAUUUUUGGAAUGUUUGUUGUAUUUAAAUAUAUGAAUUUUUAAUAAACAACAAAUAAAUGACUACAUAAAUGUAAGAAUUGCUUGGUUUUGAAAUAAUGAAAAUGGCAUCUAUCUAUCUAUCUAUCUAGAUAUUAUGAAGAACCAAACCUGUAGAAAGAAAGAAAUGUAAUAAUAGGAUAAUAAAUGGCUGGCUAAAACAGAUGCAACUGAUUCAAUAAAUUUAGUCCAGAAUU